Capsaspora owczarzaki ATCC 30864 is the source of this 1581-nucleotide messenger RNA. RefSeq lists its product as hypothetical. The record is from RefSeq and is a predicted model, not a curated record. NCBI's taxonomy places the organism in Eukaryota, Filasterea, Ministeriida, Capsasporidae. The coding region runs from base 125 to 1432 and encodes 435 amino acids. The transcript has 2 exons.
UCUUAGCGUUUCCGUUCGAUUUGUUCCGCAUCCGCUCCUUCUUUUUGUCCUUCUCCCUCUCUCUCUCUCUCUUUCUCGCUCCUUCCUUCGUUCCUUACUAUUACAUCUUGAAGCAAGCGAUAUCAUGACUGAGCGGUCGCCGCUGAUGGAACAAGACGAACACGCUACGAACUUUGCCAUUGCCAAUCCGCCGGCGUCGUACCAGCGGCAGUCGUCGUCCUCCGCUGCUGCUGCUGCAUCUGCCGCCACCACCACCACCACCGCUGCCGCCGCGGCUGGCAAUGCAGGAGCAUCAGCAUCAGCAUCAGCAUCAGCAGCAACAGGCCGACGGAGCGGUCCGCCGCUGUCGAGGGCGACGUCGAACUCUGCUUCUGCUGCACGACUCUCGAUUCCCGGCAGCCGUCGCAGUGGCGCCACUUCUGCUGCUGCCGCCGCGAGUGGUGGUGGUGGUAGUGGUGGUGUGCCUGACGAACCCCUCCCGUCCUAUGAGACAGUCACUGGCAAUGCCCCGCCACCGACGUACGAGUCGCUGUUUGGCCGGAUUCGAGACGAGCGAGACCGAUCGGGCAUUGGUGCCAACUUUAUCCUGCGCGUCGUCAUCUUGCUGAUUGGAACGAUCGGCGUGUCCGUCAUGGGCGCGCUCUUCCUUGGCAUUCCAAUUUCAAUGAUUGUCAUUGGCGCGGUCAAGUGGGACGCACCCUGCGACACGGAUCACUUCCGAAUCUUCCUCAUUGUCGGCGGGACGUGCGGGUUGGCCACCAACCUGUACUCGCUGUGCUGCAAGAAGAAGCGGCGAGACGAGAAUGGCGAGCUGAUUCCCGAGGAACCCACGCUUCUCGGCCGCCUGAUGACCCUCACGGAGGUGUUUGAGCUCGGCUGGUUUAUCGUCGGCAAUGUGUGGGUCUACAGCUACGAUACUGGCGACGACUAUGCGAAUUGCGACAAAACGCUCUUCCUGUUCACAUUCUGGAUUGUCACAACAUUCUACUUGAUCCUCGGCGGCAUCCUUGUCCUCUUCUGUCUGCUGAUUUGCGUCCUCAGCUGCUAUGGCCGAUCUGUUCGUCAGCAGCAAGCCGCAGACGAUGAUGCGCCCUCGGAGCACGGCGAUGAUGGUGAUGAUGAUGACGAUCGUGACGACGGGCAAAAUCAUGACGGCGAGGAUGAGCAUGGCUCCCCACCGGGCUCUUCAGCUGGCGCAGGCAGCGGCCGCGCGAGUGUUGCUCGCCUCCCCGAAAUGACAACCGCUCCUCUCACAACGAACGGGUCGUUCUCGAGCACGUCGCUUGCUCGAGAAGCUUCCGUCACACGAUCAAGCGUGCCUCGCGAUGCAGUUGCCGUUGGCAUGCCACAAUCCGCACCAUCCUCACCCAACACUCCCGGCGCUGGCGACAACGACGAACCGCCACCACCGAGUUAUGACGAACUUGCGUAAAUCCGUCCGUUGGUCGUGUUCUUCUGUUUUAUCUGAAUUUCUGAAUUUCUGAAUUUCGGGGAAAAGGUUGGGCUUUUCCCCAAGUCGUUCUUUUGUUGAAAUGAAAAUCGUUGAUGUGGCUUUGAACUCGAAUCCAUGCUUUUCCUGGA